AUGAGUCGCGCCGGCAAGCUUGCCCCCGAGGUCAAUCGAGCUUUGUUCGUAAAGAAUCUAAGCUACACCGUCACGCCAGAGGACCUGUUCGAGCUCUUCGGCAAGUUCGGGCCUAUCCGCCAGGUCCGCCAGGGCAUUGCGACCAACACCAAGGGCACUGCCUUCGUCGUCUAUGAAGACGUAAUGGAUGCGAAGCAGGCCUGCGACAAGCUCAACGGCUUCAACUUCCAGGGUCGAUACCUGGUCGUAUUAUAUCACCAGCCAGAGAAGAUGGUCAAGUCAAAAGAGGACCUCGAGGCCCGCAAGGAGAAUUUAGCUCAGCUGAAGCAGAAGCACGGCAUCGAUUGA
Molecule: messenger RNA, 348 nt
Organism: Truncatella angustata
Lineage: Eukaryota; Fungi; Ascomycota; Sordariomycetes; Amphisphaeriales; Sporocadaceae
Product: pre-mRNA branch site protein p14
Exons: 5
Coding region: 1-348 (115 amino acids)
Cellular component (GO): cytoplasm; nucleus; ribonucleoprotein complex
Molecular function (GO): mRNA binding
Source: RefSeq, a predicted model, not a curated record